CCUGGCGACACUUUCAUGUAAGAAUGAGCUCCGACCAGGGCUUGGCAAGUGCGCAUAACUCUAGUUUUCACGCGGAAGGUUUUUAUCAACAAAAGUUUACUGAGCUCUUUUCUCAAUAUAGACUUCAAGAAAAAAAAAUUAAAGAGUUAGAAAAUCUUGUAAAAGAAAUAGAGAAGGAUCAUGAGCGAGAACUUCAAUCCUUAGUUAAUCAAUUUAAAAAUAAACCUAAUUAUUUUGGCACAUCCAAUAGUACUAAUUAUCAAGCUGAGACAACUAUUCAGCCUACUUGCUCUAUAAACUUACAGGAAGGAGAUUUUAAUUGUCAGAGUACUCGAAAUAAUUCUGUGGCCUGCAUAAAAGGGCUUGAAGAAGAAUGUUCUUUGUCACAGGAAUCUCAAAGCCUUCAAAACGAAAUUAAGGCCUUACGGGAAACAAUAAAAAAAAAGGAUACACAAUUUAACACCUUAAAAACCCAUUUUAUUGAGUCUGAAAAUGAGUAUGACAGUGUGUUACUGAACUACCAAAAGACAAUCCACGAAUUAAAAAUUAAAUUAACUUCACUUGAACAAGAGUUGCAAAGAAACGAAAAAGACUUCAAGUUAAAAGUACUUGAGAGAGAGCAAAUGGUACACUCUCUAGAAAAAGAAGCAGUCAGGCGAGAAAGUGAGUAUCAAUUCCUUAAAAGAGAAUUGGAGACCCUCCAGCGUGAGUAUCAAUCUCAAAGCGAAGCUCUUGGAAACUUGCAGCUGGUUUUGCAGGCUCUUCAGAAAGAACAAGAGGAAGUUGUGGCCAUCGCAGUUAUGACUUCAGAGAAGGAAAAUUCCUUUUUAAAAAAUGAGAUUAUACAGCUAAAAAAAGAAAAUUUUGAAUUAGAGGAAAAGCUUAGCAGUGUAAAAUUGAAAGAAAACCGUGUUGAUCGAGCACUUAUAGAAGAAUCUGUCCAUCUUGAAACUAUACGACUGUUAAAAGAAAAAUUAAAGUUUCUUACUUUCGAGCUUAUGAAGGCCCACGGCUACGGUGAAAUGGUUUCAAUGCCUGAAAAUAGUUCUAUAGAAAAAGUUUUAUUGAAAAAUAUGCUUCUGACUUAUUUGACUUCUUCAAAGAAACGUGAAACUUUAGAGUUGCUGUCCAAGUUGUUAGAAUUUGACGAAGAAGACCGAAGAAAAGUUGGUUUAUGCGUUGGUGGAGGUGAGUCUGCGGAGUCCCGUUCCUAUGGGCCCCCACUUUGUUCUAAAGCCUUCAAUUCUCGUAACCUGCAAGCCACUACCAGGAGAGAGGCAAGGAAGGAUUAUUCGACGCUUUCAUAGACUUUCUUUUGGAAACUGGAAACAGAGGCAGAUAGAAUAUUCGUCUUAUAGGGCUUUAAAAAAAAACAGUGCGCUGGAGUGUAGUUCCUGCGCCUUCGUAUAAACUAAAAUAAGCGGCUGA
This is a messenger RNA of Zophobas morio, 1428 nucleotides long. RefSeq names its product tropomyosin-like. Gene Ontology annotation, biological process: Golgi organization; endoplasmic reticulum to Golgi vesicle-mediated transport. Lineage: Eukaryota; Metazoa; Arthropoda; Insecta; Coleoptera; Tenebrionidae. The coding region runs from base 24 to 1307 and encodes 427 amino acids. The transcript has 10 exons. Gene Ontology annotation, molecular function: small GTPase binding. The record is from RefSeq and is a predicted model, not a curated record. Gene Ontology annotation, cellular component: Golgi apparatus.